Phacochoerus africanus (Common warthog) is the source of this 1942-nucleotide messenger RNA. RefSeq names its product StAR related lipid transfer domain containing 4 (gene STARD4). Gene Ontology annotation, biological process: cholesterol transport involved in cholesterol storage; cholesterol import; intracellular cholesterol transport. The transcript has 6 exons. The coding region runs from base 134 to 760 and encodes 208 amino acids. Gene Ontology annotation, cellular component: cytosol; endoplasmic reticulum. Lineage: Eukaryota; Metazoa; Chordata; Mammalia; Artiodactyla; Suidae. The record is from RefSeq and is a predicted model, not a curated record. Gene Ontology annotation, molecular function: cholesterol binding; cholesterol transfer activity.
CCCACUGGCUGCUGCUGCUGCCUAAGCUUCGGCGGGCGGGGAAGCUGAGCGAGAGCUCCGGGGAGUCAGUACCAGCCCGGCGCGACUGAACUCCGGACCGCUCCUCGCUCCACCUUCGGUCGCUGAAAAACAAAUGGAAGGCCUGCCUGAUGCAGCUGUUUUGGCGACUAGACUUAAAAACACUCUCCUCCAAUACCAUAGCAUUGAAGAUGAUAAGUGGCGAGUUGCUAAGAAAAUGAAAGAUGUAACAAUUUGGAGGAAGCCUUCAGAAGAAUUCAAUGGACAUCUCUUCAAAGCCCAAGGUGUUAUAGAUGAUGUUGUCAAUAAUGUAAUAGACCAUAUACGACCAGGUCCCUGUCGCUUGGAUUGGGACAGCUUAAUGACCUCGCUGGAUAUUUUAGAGCACUUUGAAGAGAAUUGCUGUGUGAUGCGUUACACUACUGCUGGUCAGCUUUGGAAUAUAAUUUCCCCAAGAGAGUUUGUUGACUUCUCCUAUACUGUGGGCUAUGAAGAAGGGCUUUUAUCCUGUGGGAUAAGUCUUGACUGGAGUGAAAAGAGGUCAGAAUUUGUUCGUGGAUAUAACCAUCCCUGUGGUUGGUUUUGUGUUCCUCUUAAAGACAAUCCUAACCGGAGUCUUUUGACUGGCUAUAUUCAGACGGAUCUGCGUGGAAUGAUACCCCAGUCUGCAGUAGAUACAGCCAUGGCAAGCACUUUAAUCAACUUCUAUGGUGAUUUACAAAAAGCCUUACAGAAGACAUAAUAUGUUUAAACUUAUGAUUUUAUGUCCCCUGAAUCAACUCUGUCUCAGCUGUAUGGCCUGUAAAAAUCAUCCAUUCCUCUUCUACAUAGCCUGUAGAAAAAUUUGAAAUUUUUUGGUUUAUUUUAUUCCUAAAGUAAAUAGCCAUCUAAGAGGGGCAUUUCAGUUUUUCUAGACAGUUACAUGCACACUGUUUGGUGUGACAUUGUGUCUAGGAAUGGAGAGUAUGACAGAAAUCCACCAAGAAGUAGAUAAAGAGUUUUUUGACCCAAACUCGAGUAGUGCCUCAGUAUGAAUAUAUUGGCUACUUAGAAAUGAGAGAAAGCCAAGAUUCAUGCUGAUAGGGUAAAAAUCACCUAUUUUAUAGCUUUAUGAACAUUCUGUAAAAGUUUUCUAAUUUUUUGGAAGUUAAAUAUUAAUGUUUUACUUUCAGUAUGCUCUAUCAGUUUAACAGUAUCUUGGACCAAAAGAAAAAAGCUUUUCUCUAUACUUCAUAAAAAUGAACUUCAUUGUCAAUUGACUUGUAUUACUUUAAGUAUUUCAGGUCAGAAAUAAGAAAGGAAUAGAUAUCAUAGUAAAAUGAAGUUCAGUUUUGAAAACUAGAUAGCAUUAUUUUGUAGAUAUCUUUAAAAAUGUAUUUAUAUCUUUAUGUGCAUUUACUUUGAGAGUCUUAAAAACAUUUAUGCAUGAAUAAGUGCAUAAAACUGCCAGAUAUGUGCUGGGACACCAUAUUGACUGGGCAGUAUUAUAGGUAGUGUGAAAUGGGUGGUGGAAUCCAUUACUGACCAAUAGAGAAUUAUCUUUCUAAAAAGUCAAAUUCAGUGAAUGUUUUGUACGUUUCAGUCUUAAGUGUCACUCAGCUCAUAAAGAAUUACUAUGUUGUAAUCAUUCACAGUUGUGAUGUAACUUUAGUCUAGAACUAUAACAAAUGCAUUCAUAGAUUUAUCCAAAUGCCUGGAUGGGUCAUUUUAUAACUAUAGAGUGGACUGUAUAUGAUAUGUCCCUUGAUUCUGUGGCUGCCUUAAAUGAACAUUCCUUAAUGAUUUUAACAUUCCACAUGAUAUUUGGCUUUUGAACUAUCUAGCUGGUUUACACCUAAGAUGAGAACUUGAGGGAACUCAAGUGUGUCCGUUCAAAUUUUUGUCUGUAUUUAUGAUUGUGUACAUGCACACAUCUUGAAAUCUA